UACGCACCAACAAAUUUGUAGUUAUUCAUAAAUAUAAUUACCCAUUGAAAUUCUAAAAGUUAAUUUGUUUACACAAUUAAAAUGUCGUGUUCAGCAAACUUAAUACUUGCCUUUGGAUUAUUUAUCUUCUAUGGAGCUUUGGUGCAUUGCCAUCUCAAUGUUUAUCUUAACCUGCAUGAGGUGAUGCGAUUAAUAGGUGUCUCGGCUGAACUGUACUAUGUGCGCGAUGGCCAGGUCAACGAUUAUGCACUCAACUUUGCCGUUCCUGUGCCAGCUAACGUCAAUGAAAUCUCAUUCACGUGGCAAAGUCUAGCCCAUCAUCCACUUCCCUACAGUGUCAACAUUAUCACAUCCGAGCCGUUUGUGUUGCCACGGCCAAUGUUGAAUAUUUCCCGUAUUGGCGAAAUUCCGCUGGAGCCGCAGACUUUCGCUGUCAGUUUGAAAUGCUCAGGGACGCGUGACGCCGAAGUGGAAGUUACCAUCGCCAUUGAAAUAAUACUGGACCGAAAGACGAACAAUAUAACAGAUUUGAUGUUCAGACGCAAAAAAAUUUGCCUUGCUGGCCCACAGGAUGAUAGCCUUCAUGGGGGUAGUGGCAACAGUGGCAGUGGUGUUGGUAAUAUGAAUAAGCAUAUUAAUCGCCCGAUUGAGGGUAUUUUGGAAGAUGUUGCAGGUGGUGGUGUUGCGCACGAUUCUGAGAUGGUUUAUGUGGGGAAAACUGCUCAUAAUGAACAUGCGACCAGCGAUGACGAACAACACACAUUGGAUGAAAACUUAUUAAGUGGAAGGGGGCAGAGCGGACCAGCAACUAUUUUGCAUGACUUUGAUCCCAUGUUAAAGGAGACACUCGCGCCUCCCACCAGUGGCGUCACAUCGCUAAUUAUUGGUUGUAUAUUAGCUCUGCUGCUGGUAGUGACAUUAAUUGUUGUAGCCUAUUGCGCUAAGGGCCCGACGAAACGCCAAAAUCAUGGUGUACAUCUCAUAAAGACUUCAAGCUUUCAACGUUUGCCAACUAUAUCGUCAACUGCACACAAUUCAAUCUACGUAUGUCCUUCGGUGAUCACUCCCACUUACGCAACACUUACACGACCUUUCCGCGAGUAUGAACACGAGCCAGAGGAGUUCAAUCGACGUCUCAACGAGUUGACUGUGCAAAAAUGUCGUGUACGACUAUCCAGUUUGGUGCAAGAGGGUACAUAUGGUCGUAUCUAUAAGGGCACUUACAAUGAUUCUCAGGAGGUAAUGGUGAAAACUGUCGCUCAACACGCUAACCAAAUGCAAGUAUCGCUCUUACUGCAAGAGGGUAUGAUGCUAUACGACGCGGCACAUCCAAAUGUGCUCUCUGUUUUGGGUGUAACUAUAGAGGAUUUCACCACACCAUUUGUGCUUUACCCAGCAGGCAGCAAUACGCGCAACCUUAAGUUGUUCCUGCAGGAACCGGCUUAUGCGCGAAGUGUCACCACCAUACAGACCGUUUUGAUGUCCUCACAGUUGGCCAUGGCCAUGGAACACCUGCAUAAUCACGGUGUAAUACAUAAAGAUGUUGCGGCUAGGAACUGCGUCAUUGAUGAUCAAUUACGCGUCAAGUUAACCGACAGCUCAUUGAGUCGCGAUCUCUUCCCAGGCGAUUAUAACUGUUUGGGCGAUGGUGAAAAUCGACCCAUUAAAUGGAUGUCACUGGAAGCCAUACAAAAGAAACACUACAACGAGGGCAGUGAUGUGUGGUCCUUCGGCGUACUCAUGUGGGAGAUGUGCACGCUGGGCAAGCUGCCUUACGCCGAGAUCGAUCCCUACGAAAUGGAGCACUACUUAAAAGAUGGCUACCGAUUGGCACAGCCAUACAAUUGUCCCGAUGAAUUAUUCACCAUAAUGGCCUACUGUUGGGCACUACUGCCGACGGAACGUCCGUCGUUUUGCCAAUUGCAAAUUUGCCUUUCAGAAUUCCACACACAAAUCACCAGAUACGUUUAAUCCCGACGCUCCGAAGGGAAUUGGUUGCUUGGUUUAUUGGAUUGUGGAUUGUACAUACAUACACAUACGUAAUAAGCAUUUACAUACAUAAAUAAGUAAGCGAGUUCGCCUUUAAAUGAACUCAUUAGACUCAAAAACCCAAAGACAGAUAAUUUUUAGUGAAAAAAUGUUGGAUAGAUUCUUAUAUAUAUGUACAUAUGUACAUAUAUACUUAAG
Molecule: messenger RNA, 2187 nt
Organism: Ceratitis capitata (Mediterranean fruit fly)
Lineage: Eukaryota; Metazoa; Arthropoda; Insecta; Diptera; Tephritidae
Gene: drl
Product: tyrosine-protein kinase Drl
Exons: 4
Coding region: 82-1971 (629 amino acids)
Biological process (GO): axonogenesis; protein phosphorylation; cell surface receptor protein tyrosine kinase signaling pathway
Cellular component (GO): signaling receptor complex
Molecular function (GO): protein kinase activity; ATP binding
Source: RefSeq, a predicted model, not a curated record